UUAUAUCAAGAGCGCCAGAACUCUUUACCUCGUUUUCAUCAUGUGGGAGAGGAGCAACAAACGUACAGAAAUAUAUCCAUCUUCGAAUGUCUCAGAGGAAGAAAAUGACUCGUCUGGUGUUCUUAGUGGUAGCAGAAGCAGUGAGAGAAAGAGCAAAAGAAAUCUCUUUGGUUUUUGGCUUCUCGGCUUGUGUAACUACUUUGGCUUCGUAGUUAUGUUAAUUGCUGCUCAUGAUAUUCUUCAUCAAGAGAAAACAAGUAAUCGAGGAAACCAAACCUACAUGCCUAAUGCCAGCUCCAUAUGGCACGUUACUGAAUCGUUACAGUCAGCAGAUGGUUUAGAGUGCAGCCCUUUUUCAACCGGGACUGUUCUGUUAGCCGAUAUUUUGCCUUCAUUCGUUAUCUCGAUAACAGCACCAUUUUUCAUGCAAAGAACGCGAUACAGUGUACGCAUGGCAAUAUGUGUUUUGUUUGCCUUCGCAAGUUUUUCCAUUGUGGCGUUUUCUCGUGUACUCUGGAUUACUUUGUUGGGUGUAGCGUUUGCAAGUCUGAGUUCUGGAUUGGGAGAAGCUACAUUACUGAGCUAUUCAGCUCAUUUUGACAGAGAUGUUGUAUCAACAUGGUCAUCUGGUACUGGGGGUUCUUCAGCAUUUGGUGCACUAUCCUAUGCUGGGCUUAUUUCUUCGGGCAUCACUCCAAGAAACACAGUGCUUAUAAUGAAUGUCAUACCAUUUCUAAUGGGAAUUUGCUACUGGUUUAUCCUUGAACAUCCCGAGGGUAUAACUGAACGAGAACCUUUGUUGGGAAAAGCAAGGACAGAAGGAGCUGACAAACUCCCUGUUGUUCCGCUAACCUUUGGGAAGAAACUUACCAUUACCAAAUCACUGAUGAAGUUUAUACUGCCGAUAUUCUUUAUUUAUUUUGCUGAAUAUUUCAUCAACCAAGGUUUGCAUGAAUUGAUAUACUGGAAUCGAAUUUGGCUUUCGCCUUCUGACCAGUACAGAUGGUAUCAAGUUAGCUUUCGGGUUGGUACAUUUAUAUCACGUUCAUCUGUUAACAUCUUCCCCAUCAAAAAGACUUGGUUAUUGGCCGUUCUACAGAAUGUCAAUCUUGUCAUACUCCUGUGCGAAGCGUAUUUCCCCUUCCUGCCAUCAGUGUGGAUCAUGUUCUUGAUAUCCUUAUAUGUAGGGCUUCUAGGAGGUUCCUGUUACGUCAAUACAUUUUACAGGAUAUCACAAGAGGUCCCGCCGGAACAUAGAGAGUUCUCGAUGGGUGUGACCAGCGUGCCUAUAAACGGUGGCAUUGCACUAGCUGGUGUCGCUGUUUUGCCUGCCCAUAGAGCUUUCUGUACGUACUGGAGAAACAAGAUGAGAAGUUAACGGUUACUUUGGUGCCUGGUUUAAUAGAUAAAUGUUUCAUCGGAAACCGAUGCAAGAAGAAAAAGAAGAAAGAA
Messenger RNA from Pocillopora verrucosa, 1452 nucleotides. RefSeq names its product battenin. Gene Ontology annotation, biological process: regulation of intracellular pH. The record is from RefSeq and is a predicted model, not a curated record. NCBI's taxonomy places the organism in Eukaryota, Metazoa, Cnidaria, Anthozoa, Scleractinia, Pocilloporidae. Gene Ontology annotation, cellular component: vacuole; membrane.